AUGAGUCUACAAACAGUGUAUGACAAUACUCAAAUAUGCAAGCUAGAGGAGAAAUUCUCCGUUGUGAAGAGUGAAAAUACACCUGGCGCCGAUCCCAAAACGUUUCUGUUCGAGGGAAAAUACCCAUUGGAGCCAUUCAGGGAAGGAACCAGAGGAACUUAUGGCGGAGAGUUCGUUGCCCAAGCAUUGGUCGCUGCCUACGACUCCAUAGAGGAUAAGGAUUUCGACGUCCAUUCGCUUCAUUCCUACUUCCUCAAGGCCGGCCUGAUGGACUCCAACAUGCGGUAUGAGGUGACAAUUACGUCUGAAGGCAGAAACUACUGUAACCGCUUGGUGAAGUGCUAUCAAAUACAUAGCAACGAACUUUGUUUUAUACUCAUGGCUUCUUUUACCCGCGCAAAUAGCAUUCAGCAACGUCAGGAAUCUUUCGGCGCUUUAGACGAAGAGAAGAUGAACCAUCCCAGAACCAAGGUUCCGUUCGAGUUCCUGCGAGAGCCAUUCUACACUUUUGACAAGUACAAGCAUAAGCUCGAUAAAUUGCCCCAGUUGGAACAUACGAACGGCAAUUUAAUGCACAUAAUUACUCCAGAGGUUUGGAAAGCUACCGAUAAGGAGAAACUGAUCGAUCCGGGAAGAAGGGAAUUCGGAAUCUUCUUUAAAGUGAUCGACAAUACCAAAUUGGCCGAGGAGCCUCGUAAAGCCAAUAUGGUUGACUUCGCCUUUGCCUCUGAUUCAUUCUAUUUGAGUACAGUGAUGCGUGCCGUGUUCCCAUUGUUGGACUACAAAAAGGAUUUCUUCCGUGUUUCACUUGAUCACACCAUCCACUUCCAUGACACGAAUUUUGACCCAACAGAGUGGAUGUUCAUAGACUAUAAGUUUGUGCGUUUGAGUAAUGACCGUGUGCUUGUCACCAGUCUGUACUUUACUUUGGACCGCCGCUUGGUGGCUUCAGUUCUGCAAGAAGCCAUGGCUUUGUUUCCUUUGAAGUUGGCUCUGCAGAGCAAGCACGGUUCGUACAAGCUUUGA
Messenger RNA from Australozyma saopauloensis, 1026 nucleotides. RefSeq lists its product as uncharacterized. The record is from RefSeq and is a predicted model, not a curated record. Bases 1 to 1026 code for a protein of 341 amino acids. Gene Ontology annotation, cellular component: peroxisomal matrix. Gene Ontology annotation, biological process: acyl-CoA metabolic process; fatty acid catabolic process. The transcript has a single exon. Gene Ontology annotation, molecular function: fatty acyl-CoA hydrolase activity. NCBI's taxonomy places the organism in Eukaryota, Fungi, Ascomycota, Pichiomycetes, Serinales, Metschnikowiaceae.